AUGGCAACUGUCUUUGUACCCCCUUCGCCACGAAACUCUAUGGCCAUGGCGACUCGUCGUCCACUCGCAAACGUACCGAAUGCAACCAAUUCUCCACACAGGGCAGGGCUCUUGCCAGUUAAACGAGCUCGCUCUACCCAAAUGGAGAUCCCGUACGGACAGCCACCGCCGAAGAAGCAAGUGAUGGAGAACAUGGAAUAUGAGACUCGUCCCACCACCUGCCAGAACACGAACACGGAGUCGAAACUCUUCGCGCGGCGAUCGAACAACGGAAAUCCUAGCGCGUUCGAGAAGAAGCUCGUCGCAGCUAGGGAGAAGGAACGCCAACCGCAAGUGAAGCAUGUCAAGGCCGAGAAGGCUCCAGCAGAUACCAUGGACUCCAUUCGACAAUGGCAACGGCACUAUAGGAAAGCGUUCCCUCAGUUCGUGUUUUACUUCGAUAGCAUCCCUGAAGAUGUCAGACGCCGGUUCUGUCGCCAAGUCAAUGCUCUUGGAGCUCGUGAGGAGAAGUUUUUCUCGCAACCGGAGUCCACUGCAGACGUUAGCAACGGUGAUAGCAACGUCCAAACCGUCAACCCUUCACUCCUAGAGAGAAACGGCGAGACCCACCUGCAUGCUUCUUUAAAGACCGAGACACGUCGUGAUCAAGGCACCAUGGACAUUUUGCAAAGGGCCCGACAGAUGGGCAUGAAAAUCUGGGCUUUGGAAAAGCUUCAGCGUAUGAUCACUACCAUCAACGACAGUGAUAUCGGUGCCCAGUAUGAACAAGCUGCUCGGAACAAGGCCGCUGGUAGUCACGCAGUCAACGGAAAGGGCGAGAAUGACCUAUCACGGGUCCUUCGCCAGGAGCUUCUCAACGGACCUUCUGACCGCGACCCAUUGGCAUCAAUGGAAAUGCUAAUGUUCAAAGGACCAUUUGUCUACAUCCAUGACAUGAACGAGAAGACCAAACCAGUCAUGGUUCGAGAAUACUCCCGAGUCGCUAGGCGCCAGGAUGGAGCUUGGCCACAGUUCCGAAGCGCUCCCCUCGGAAAGUGUCCAUUCAUAGAUGAGCCCCCGAGUAGGAAGGAAUAUGAUCGACACCGAUUACGUCAACUCCAUAAAGAGAAGAAGGCUGCCUCUCAACGGGCUGAUGGAACUCGCGAUGCUAAGCCAAAAGCAGCUGUGCCAGCCCAACAAGCGCCCGAAUCGGUGACUACAACAGAGGUCGCACAUUCCCAGCCAUUAGCGAAACAAGAGGAGCGUAUUUCACCUCCAGUUCAAAACGGAAUCCAAAAGCCGUCAUUUGAUGAAACUCAUGAACGGAAGAGUUCUGAAAGCUUCAUUCCUCCCCACUUCCCUCGCACGGGGCCCUUCUAUACUGGUCGUGAGCCAGCUGCCUCAGGUGUUCAGCCGUCGAACAUGACAUCCGCAAUUCGCUCACAAAUGAUCUCAUCUACUGCUGCAGCACCUGGCGCGAAAGCUGGGCUCAGCAAGGAGGUUCAUGGGCUCAAGCGCAAGGUUCUCGAGAAGGGAACAGGUGGGUUCGCCACGGGAUCGAUGGCGGCUCCGCAACGCCGUGGGGAUGGGUCUGCGACAGUUCCGAUGAAGAACAACAUCAACCCCCCAGGGAAGCCCAUCCUUCUCAAUGAGGAUGAAGCAAAGCAGUCUGAGGUGGCUGGGUCAAAGCGACAAAGGGAGGACAAAGAUGAGCAAAAGAAACCCGAACGCCGCAGAGAUCCAAAACCUGGCUAUUGUGAGAACUGCAGGGACAAGUUCGACGAUUUUGAAGAGCACACUCUGACUCGCAAACAUCGCCGAUUUGCCACGAACGCCAGCAACUGGGCUGAACUCGAUGCGUUGCUCUCUGAAAUUCAGCGCCCACUCAAGGCCGAAUACGAAUAUGAUGAAUAG
This is a messenger RNA of Penicillium mononematosum, 1893 nucleotides long. RefSeq names its product protein serine/threonine kinase activating protein nimO. Lineage: Eukaryota; Fungi; Ascomycota; Eurotiomycetes; Eurotiales; Aspergillaceae. Gene Ontology annotation, biological process: regulation of cell cycle phase transition; positive regulation of nuclear cell cycle DNA replication. Gene Ontology annotation, molecular function: nucleic acid binding; protein serine/threonine kinase activator activity; zinc ion binding. Bases 1 to 1893 code for a protein of 630 amino acids. The transcript has 4 exons. The record is from RefSeq and is a predicted model, not a curated record. Gene Ontology annotation, cellular component: Dbf4-dependent protein kinase complex; nucleus.